UCAUGUUUGGGCUUCGGACCAAAAAACAGAUGACCACCAAGUUUUCUCCAUACUUUUUAAUGUUUUGGAGAGAAGCACGCUAUCCAAUCCAAAUACCAGAGGAAUACCAGGUCAGCAGCAGUGUUGAAGAACUGAUUCAGGAGGAGACUGUGAGCCAAGGCAUCGAGCUGCUUGAUGAAUUGAAAACCAUCAUUGAGGAAAAUAUCUCCAGAUCCCAAGAAAAGAGGAAAAAAAGACUAAGUGCAUCAAGACGGAAAGAAAGUUUUGUUGUUGGACAGAAAGUCUUAAGGCAAAACGUGAGGAGUCAGCAGCGUAAAGGUGGAAAGCUUGAACCCAACUUUCUCGGUCCGUUUACCAUCACUGCAAUCCAGGGAAAAAGUGCCGACCUUCUUGGGGAGAAUGGAUCAGUAUUCAAAAAUGUCAGUGUUGACCACCUUAAACAUUUUUUGCCACAACAACCACGAGUUCCUCAUAAAGUAACUGCCUCCUUGCCUCAAACCUUCAGCAUCAUCCCCCACGGCAAAACCUCCAACACCCUCAGCAUCCACCCAUGUUGCUCCUCCCUCAUCUCCUCCUUCAUCUCCCCCAACACCCUCAGCAUCCACCCAUGUUGCUCCUCCUUCAUCUCCUCCAACACCCUCAGCAUCCACCCAUGUUGCUCCUCCCUCAUCUCCUCCUUCAUCUCCCCCAACACCCUCAGCAUCCACCCAUGUUGCUCCUCCCUCAUCUCCUCCCUCAUCCUCAGCAUCCACCCAUGUUGCUCCUCCCUCAUCUCCUCCCUCAUCCUCAGCAUCCACCCUUGUUGUUCCUCCCUCAUCUCCUCCUCCUUCAUCUCCCCCAACACCCUCAGCAUCCACCCAUGUUGCUCCUCCCUCAUCUCCUCCUUCAUCUCCCCCAACACCCUCAGCAUCCACCCAUGUUGUUCCUCCCUCAUCCUCAGCAUCCACCCUUGUUGCUCCUCCUUCAUCUCCCCCAACACCCUCAGCAUCCACCCUUGUUGCUCCUCCCUCAUCUCCUCCUUCAUCUCCCCCAACACCCUCAGCAUCCACCCAUGUUGUUCCUCCCUCAUCUCCUCCCUCAUCCUCAGCAUCCACCCUUGUUGCUCCUCCCUCAUCUCCUCCUUCAUCUCCCCAACACCCUCAGCAUCCACCCAUGUUGUUCCUCCCUCAUCUCCUCCCUCAUCCUCAGCAUCCACCCUUGUUACUCCUCCCUCAUCUCCUCCCUCAUCCUCAGCAUCCACCCUUGUUGCUCCUCCCUCAUCUCCUCCUUCAUCUCCCCCAACACCCUCAGCAUCCACCCAUGUUGCUCCACCUUCAUCUUCUCCUUCAUCUCCCCCAACACCCUCAGCAUCCACCCUUGUUGCUCCCCCUUCAUCUCCGCCAACACCCUCAGCAUCCACCCAUGUUGCUCCUCCUUCAUCUCCUCCCUCAUCUCCCCCUUCAUCUCCGCCAACACCCUCAGCAUCCACCCAUGUUGCUCCUCCUUCAUCUCCUCCCUCAUCUCCCCCUUCAUCUCCGCCAACACCCUCAGCAUCCACCCAUGUUGCUCCUCCUUCAUCUCGCCCAACACCUUCAGCAUCCUACACAGCUGCUACAAUGUCAUUGGAGAGUUUGCCAAAAGUUUUAGGAAAGGUUUGGAGUGGAAGAACAAAACAAAAUUGCAUUCUCCUGUCAAAGAUUGGCCCAUACAAGUUGUUUUGGUGGGAUUUUGAUAGAAUCCGUCCUGGCAAUGAGCUGGAGAGUGAGGUGAUAAACGCCUAUUUACAUGUCGUGGUCGAACGGUUUAAUCAGAAGCACCAAGAACAAGCAGCCCUGAUAGACAGUUUUGAAAUGACACGUAUUUGGAAACAUCAAAAAUCCAGAGAGUGUGUGUAA
Messenger RNA from Fundulus heteroclitus (mummichog), 1874 nucleotides. RefSeq lists its product as uncharacterized. The coding region runs from base 3 to 1874 and encodes 623 amino acids. The record is from RefSeq and is a predicted model, not a curated record. Lineage: Eukaryota; Metazoa; Chordata; Actinopteri; Cyprinodontiformes; Fundulidae. The transcript is spliced from 4 exons.